Cicer arietinum (chickpea) is the source of this 1851-nucleotide messenger RNA. RefSeq lists its product as uncharacterized. NCBI's taxonomy places the organism in Eukaryota, Viridiplantae, Streptophyta, Magnoliopsida, Fabales, Fabaceae. The record is from RefSeq and is a predicted model, not a curated record.
UUUUUCAGACAUAUUUAUUAUUUAUUUAUAUUAUUAGUCUUCCUCACUUUGUCUUUCUCUCUCAUUAUUACUUCACUCCAUUUUUCUACCUCUACAAGACAAAAACAAAGAAACACUUCGAUUUUUGAAACAUAAUCACUGAGAGCUGUAACAAAUAUUAUACUCAUCUCUUUGAGUUUCACCAUUCAAAUUGUUGGAAGAUGACAAUGAUGAAAAGUGAACAGCCUAAGCAUGGUCAACAAGAAAAGAUGUGUAGUAAUUUUCAUAAAAACUUCGAUCUUAAUGUAACUGCUCAAGAAUUGGAGCAAGAGCCUGAUUCACAGUGUGAAUUAAUAGAAAACAACUAUAGCCAAUAUAGCGAGUUGUUUGAAAAGACAGAGAAGAAUGUAGAUAACCGUAGAACGGAAACCAACAAACAUGAAGAACAGGUACCUCAGGUAAAGACUAUUGAGGGAUGUGUUGAUCACUUGUUGAUUCUAGCACAAUCUGCUGAGACAUUAGCUGCACAAUCUGAAGAUAGUGUGGCUAGGACUCAUACAAACAAUCAAAAUAAAGAUCAGGAGUGCUCUCAAGAACCACUUGAUAGAUCGUCAUCAGUUUCUCAUGCGAGUAGUGAAAGGUGUGAGCUUCGUUACAAAGUUACAGGAAUGCGCUUAACUCAAAUACGCAAGCAAGCUAGAUGUAAAUAUCGUAUAUUGGAUCAAGAUACAGCUGAGGAUAACCAAUGCAAACAUUUACAAAGAAAAACAGUCCGCCUGAGCCAAAUAAAGCAUCAAGCUAGAUGUAAAAGCAAGAAUGAUUUGUCAGUCCGCCUGAGCCAAAUAAAGCAUCAAGCUAGAUGUAAAAGCAAGAAUGAUUUGUCGCCUCACAUGUUCACUGAACAAGGAAACAAGCAGCGUCGAGGAAGGAUACUUCGAUUAAGUCACAUGAAACACCUAGCUCGCUCCAAAAACAAUGCAACAGUAAAAGAAGGGACAGAGGAACAUAUGUGUGUAAAUCAACAAUGCAAUGAAUACCGAGAUUCUAAUCACUGUGGGGUUGAAGGUGUGCCAGCACAUAAUAUUUUCGGAGGAGCCGGACAAUCGUCUGUUGCGAGGCGCGGUAUUGAAAAUGAUAAGGAAUGUCAACGUGCUGCAAGGCGAUUAAGGUCAUUCAAGACUAAAAAACUCAGGAAUGCAAGAUUGAAUGGUAGUGCAAGUUUUCUAAAAGAUAAAGAUCUAAUUACAUGUCAAGAGAAGCUACCUGAAACUUCUGGAUGUAAUGAAAAUUUAGAAGCAAAUUUUGGCAGAAAUAAACUUCCAGUACAAAACAAUGUACUUAUGUUCACCGGAUUACCAAAUUCUGCAUUCCGGCAAUAUGAUCCGAACAUGGGGUGGAUGUUGUACAUGCACCAUGUGCAACUAAAGGAAUAUCAUCGGGUUGUUGCACGUCAGCAUAGAGCAGAGCGUAUCGAAGAGAAAAGGGCAUUGAAAUAUAAACAACAAAAUGCGAAGAAUCCUGUACUAGAAGCAAAAUCAAAAGCACAAGUGGAGCUUUCACCUAUCAAAAGAUUACGCUUAACUCAAUUGAAACAUGAAGUUCGUAGAGGGAAUCAAUGUCCUAUGUCCUAUCAUGCAAGGACCUGAUGGAAGUUAGAGAUAUCAUUUGGUUGGUAUCAAGCAUUUUAGAGGGCAAGAAUGCAUACAAGAACAAGUCCUGCAAAGCUUCUAUGAAAAAUUUGUGCUGUCAUAUAUUUUUUUAAUGAACUAUUUUGAGAUAAUGUUUUUGUAUACAUGACAAAAUUCUGAUUAGUUUUAUGUGGUAAUUAUUUAUCUUUUUUGAGAUAUAUCAAUACAAAACUAUAUUAGUUCA